AUGAAAUUCAAGCUGUUACAUUUGUGGUUAGUCUGCAAUUGUCUGGCUGCUGGCAUUGAUGCUAUUUACCAAUAUCAGAAUCCUCAAAACAAGUCAACACAUGCUGGCUAUUACUAUCCGAAGCCGGCAAGAUUGCCGCCCCUGCCAGAGUCAAGCAGUCAGGGACCACCGGCAGGCGCACAAGGCGACUAUAUUGAUGAUCUGAUCGAGAGCCAGAAACAGCAAAUCUUGUCCAAUGUGCUGGGCGUGCCAGCGCCCAGUCAGAACAUGCCGCAGUUCACAUUCGGCCCAGCCGCGCCCCCAUUGGACGGCGAUGCGAAGGCGUUUCACGUGAAUCGUUGCGCCAGUUGCACCUGCGGCGUGCCAAACGUCAAUCGCAUUGUGGGCGGCACACAGGUGCGCACCAAUAAAUAUCCGUGGAUAGCGCAAAUGAUACGCGGCACAUUACUUUUCUGUGGCGGCACACUGAUCAACGAUCGCUAUGUGCUGACCGCCGCCCACUGUACGGACGGCAUGGACAUGUCCAGGGUGUUCGUUCGAUUGCUCCAACUGGAUCGCAGCCACACACAUUUGGGUGUCACUCGCUCUGUGGCCUUUGCCCAUCAGCAUGCGGACUAUAACAGGGUCAGUCUGGUCCAUGACAUUGCGCUGCUGCGUUUGUCGCAACCGGUCCCGCUCUUCAAUGACAUGCGACCAGUGUGCCUGCCCAGCAGCUAUUACCAGCAGUUCGAUUUCCGGCCGGCCGUCGUCGCUGGCUGGGGGUUGACGCGCGAGAGCGGCUCCACGUCCAGUGUGCUGCAGGAGGUCACGGUCCCCAUUAUAACCAAUGCCCAGUGUCGUGCCACUUCCUACAGCACCAUGAUUGUCGACACGAUGUUGUGUGCCGGUUUUGUCAAGGAGGGCGGCAAAGAUGCCUGCCAGGGAGAUAGUGGCGGCCCUCUAAUAGUGCGUGAUCGGAUCUUCCGUUUGGCCGGCGUCGUUUCCUUUGGAUAUGGUUGUGCCAAGCCUAAUGCGCCGGGGGUUUACACACGUGUCAGUCGAUACUUGGACUGGAUUGCCGCAAAUACACGCGAUGCUUGUUAUUGUACCAAUUAA
Messenger RNA from Scaptodrosophila lebanonensis, 1095 nucleotides. Its product is annotated as trypsin-1. NCBI's taxonomy places the organism in Eukaryota, Metazoa, Arthropoda, Insecta, Diptera, Drosophilidae. The record is from RefSeq and is a predicted model, not a curated record. Gene Ontology annotation, molecular function: serine-type endopeptidase activity. Gene Ontology annotation, biological process: proteolysis. The coding region runs from base 1 to 1095 and encodes 364 amino acids. The transcript is spliced from 3 exons.